Messenger RNA from Pogoniulus pusillus (Red-fronted tinkerbird), 2558 nucleotides. It is a transcript of the gene MTNAP1, whose product is annotated as mitochondrial nucleoid associated protein 1. The coding region runs from base 101 to 1669 and encodes 522 amino acids. The record is from RefSeq and is a predicted model, not a curated record. NCBI's taxonomy places the organism in Eukaryota, Metazoa, Chordata, Aves, Piciformes, Lybiidae. The transcript has 4 exons.
CUGCGCGCGGGCAGGGCCCCGACGGGCCCAGCCCGGGGGUGGCUGCGGCGGUGCCUGACGGAAAAGCGCCCCGGGAGGGCGGUGCCAUGGCCGCGGCGCCAUGGCCGCGGCGCCGCCGGGCCAGGAGCUGUGUCCGCACUGCCGCAGGCCCUUCAAGCGGCUUCGCAGCCACCUCCCGUACUGCAAGGCCGCGCCGAGACCAGCCCCUGCCAGCGCGCCGGGACCGAGGUCGAGCCCAGGCCUAGCCCGAGGCCCGGCCGCCACCAAAGCCCCGGGGUCAAGUUCAGGCCUAGGCCAAGGCACCGGACCGGGAGCCGCCGCCGGGCCGGGGGCAGGUAGCGGGCCGCGGGUAGGAGCGGCCGGUAAGAGCAGCAGGCUGCCCAGUGCGGCCCCCAAGAAAGCGGCUGCGGCAGGAUGCGCGGAGCCGGCGGCGUCCCGGGAGGGUAAGGAAGCCGCCGCCGAGCAGGGCGGAGCGCUCAGCCCCGGGCUUCGCAGCCAGCCCGACGGGCGCCGCGCAGAGCAGGAGGUGGAGCCCGCGGUGCAGGACGUAGCCCAGUCACUUGAUUUGCUCCCUGAGGAGGUGAAAGAUCUACCCGAAAAACUGAGUAACGGAGUGAAAAUAGUAAUAGAGAAGCACCGCGCCAGGGUGGUCAGGGAGAAGAGCGGCUCCGGGAGCGGGGGCGCUCCCGCAAGAGGCCACAGCUCCCGCGGCUCGCCGGUGGAAAGGCCGGGUCCAGGCGGUGCUGGCAAAGCACAGCCCGGCUUGCAAGAGGGAAUAGCUGUUGGAGAAACCCCAAACACAGCGACACGUGGCCUUGGCGCUGCGGAGAACGCCUCUGCGAGCUCAAAGGGAGGAAAGGGCAGUAGCUUAAAGACAACAGAAGCACCCAUGCUGCGAGCCCCCCCUGAAGCUGACUGCAGAAGUAACCCGAGUGACCUCGUUCGGCAGGAGGCAAUAGACAAAACCAUGACAGAAGAGAAGCAGAUGUAUGUAGAAGCUGGUGUGGAAUAUAAAGCCUCUCUUUCUGCUUUGCAUACCAAGAACCUCCAUCUGUCAGUGAUAGAAGGUUUCAGAGGUCACAGGGAAGGGGCAUCCAAAAAUUGCCUAACCAGCAUACAAAAGCUUCCUGAGAGCAAGCAGCAGAUGGCUGCCGUUCCCCAGCCCAUCCUGAAUGCGAGGAGGGACACCGAGCUGGCGCUGCACCAGUUCUUGUGCCACACCUCCAAAAGCCAGCCCAUCUGUCCAUCCCAGGCCUCUGGCAGGAGCACACCAGCAGGUGCUGUGGGCUUGGAGUGGUUUCCAGACUUACACCCUAAUUAUCAUAGACUGAGCUUUAUUCCAGGGAAGGAUUUCCAAGAAGGCAUUGGGAUCACAACAAAACCACCAACCAACGGUUUCUCGGAGAGACAGCAAGGUCCCCUCUCAGAACGGCGUCUGAUGGACGUGAGGCUGGGGGAGCUUCCCAUGUGGUUGGCCACCUGUGACUUUUCCCUUCAGGGGCUGCUUGGAGGAGUGCAGAAAGCCUGGAGCAGCUAUUAUGACAAAUACAUCAACGUGAAGAGGGGUGGACCAGCAGGGAUCUCCAUGCUGCUGGCUGGAUACUGCCUCCUCAGCUAUGGCUGGAACUAUCAGUACAUCAGGACUCAUCGCUGGCGGAAGUACCACUGAGGAGGCUGGAACAGAAGAUUGGCCUGGGAGCCAUCAGAAGUACUCAGAACAACUGUCCAUAUGGGGACUCAAACCAGCAGAGGCCAAAUUAUCAUCAGAGACAGUUUUUUUAAUCAUUGGGGAGUCUGCUUUUUGGUGACCCUCUUGCAGACAGAGAAGUGACAGUGACAGCCUGCAGUCACUGCACUGUGCUUCAGGCAGCCUUUAAGUACUGAGUGUUAGAGCUGCCCUUCAGGGGUUGGUAUGCAGUAGAGCUCCUGUAGUCCACAGAAGCCCAAAUAUGGGACACCAGACACAGAAGCCCAAAUAUUUGGGACACCAGACACAGGGCAACAUGGCCUAAGAGAAGCUGACAUGUAAUUGGAGUGUUUGACAGCAGGUGGGUUCCAACAGGGUGGGCAUCAGCCAGAAGAAUCCCUUCAAGUUGGCAGAGUUGUGCCCAUCUUUACUUAUCCCACUCCACAGCAAGACAGAAGGUAGCCCCUGCAGAACCCUUCCACUGACAGCCCCCAGCCCCUGUCAGCACAGCACUGGUAGGACUGGCCAGGCUCUGAGGGAGCACCUUGGUGAAGGCACUAAAGCAGCAUUCGGACUGCAGCGCCCUAGUUCUGGAGAAGGAAAAUCCAUUGGAUUAGCUGCUGUGCCCAAAGGGCAAACCAAUGUAACAUCAGACAAACCAGGACAGUUAGGAGAGAGCUAGUUGUAGCCUGCCAUCAGCAGACAUGUCUGGAAAAGGGUUGGUCAUGCUACAGGCAUGAAGGGUGAAAUAACAUGCCAAAUAAAAAACCCAACUUGAUCCCUUAAUGGAAAACAAUUCUGUGUCAGAGGUGUUUCACCAGAAUCUCCUCCUCUUAGCAGCAAUAAAGCAGCCUUGGUGAAUUUUCCUUUC